Lactuca saligna is the source of this 11271-nucleotide messenger RNA. NCBI's taxonomy places the organism in Eukaryota, Viridiplantae, Streptophyta, Magnoliopsida, Asterales, Asteraceae. The record is from the annotation of a GenBank genome assembly.
CAGACAGAUCAGCAAAAAAAGAAUUGAAUAUUAUCAUCUUAGAUCUUGAUUUCUUUAUUUUUUUUUCCCUAAUUGAUUCCGAUCGAUCAGCUCACUUCGAUAUUUUUCUAUCCCGAUUUUGAAACUAGUUGACGGAGGGUUUAUGAGCUCGGAGAUUCUCCGGAUAUUAAAUAUAAUCGGUGCUGGUGUGCCGUUAAAUUGAUUGGUUGUUUUGUUUAAUUUAUUUUCCGGCCGAUGAGUGUUAAUUAAAACGAUGAAAUGGGUAUCAUUGUUUAAAGACAUCAAAGAUAAGGUAGGAUUCUCAGCGCCUACAUCAGCUGCAUCUUCUUCAUCCCCUUAUCCUGACCAGAAUAGUAACAAUGCCACUUCUUCAAGCUACGAUGACCCCUUGUCAAGAGAAAGAUAUGAACUGGAAUUGGACUUCAAAAGAUCUUGGGAAGAGUUUAGAACAUCGACUUCAGAGACGGAGAAGGAAAAAGCCUUGAAUGUCACUAUUGAUGUCUUCUGUAGAUUAGUAGAGCAGCAUUCCAACAUAGCACAGUUAAAUACCUUGUUAGUAGAGACACACAUAUUUUCUUUUGUGGUGGGUAGAGCAUUUGUCUCAGAUAUCGAAAGGUUAAAAGUUAGCAAUAAGACAAGAUCCUUAGAGAUUGAAAGUGUGAUACGUUUUUUCUCUGAGGAUACUCAGGAUGGAAUUCUGUAUGGUUCAAAUCUAUUACAUGCAGUUGGAUUUCUUGUUUCUGGGCCUAUUGAUAAACAGUCUCUCCUUGAUUCUGGGAUCAUGUGUUGUCUUGUUCAUAUUCUUGAUGCUCUUUUGGGUUCUGAUGGAGGGAAUGCGAGGCAACAUGUUGUCACUACUGAGGAUUCGGAGGUAACAGAGAAUGUAGCUCCAGAUAAGCGGUUUGAGGUAGAGGGCAGUAUUCUGCAUAUCAUGAAGGCAUUGGCAAGCCAUUCUGCAGCUGCUCAAGGUUUGAUUGAAGAUGAUUCUCUAAAGCAGCUCUUUGAGGUGGUUGCCAACGGGUCUUUGGUUCUAUUUUCAAGAUACAAGGAAGGUCUUGUACCCUUGCACACCAUUCAGCUUCAUAGGCAUGCAAUGCAGGUACUGGGUCUUCUUCUGGCCAGUGACAAUGGAAGCACUGCUGCAUACAUAAGGAAGCACCAGCUGAUAAAAGUCCUGUUAAUGGGCGUGAAGGGCUUUAGUCCUGAAUCUGGAGACCCUGCUUAUACAACGGGUAUUGUGGACUUGUUGCUUGAAUGUGUGGAAUUGUCAUAUCGACAUGAGGCCGGUGGUAUUAGGCUCAGGGAAGACAUUCACAAUGCUCAUGGAUACCAAUUUCUGAUUCAGUUCGCAUUAGUUCUUUCAGGAGAUCAGGGCUCUCAAAUCAGUCACUCUGAACAAAAUCCCGAUUCAGAAGGGUCAAAAUCAACAAAUGACAUGGACACCUAUGACACCUCAUCAGAAUCUCUCACACCCACGCUUUCCAGGUUGCUUGAUGUUGUUGUUAAUCUAGCUCAAACAGGUGCAACUGAGUCAACCGGGACCCCUGGCUCAAAGGGUACAAAAAACCGUCUAAAUCCCGAUGACACUUACAAAGUUAAAGACCUAGAUGCUGUCCAAAUGCUUCAGGACAUAUUUCUAAAAGCAAAUAGCAGGGAGCUUCAGGCUGAGGUGUUAAAUAGAAUGUUUAAAAUCUUCUCAAGUCAUCUUGAAAACUACAUGUUAUGUCAACAGCUGCGAACUGUUCCCCUUUUGAUCCUAAACAUGGGUGGCUUCCCUUCUUCCUUUCAAGAAAUUAUCCUCAAGAUUCUUGAAUAUGCAGUGACUGUUGUAAAUUGCAUACCAGAGCAAGAGUUGCUUUCACUUUGCUGCUUGUUGCAACAACCAGUAACAUCCGAAUUAAAGCGCACCAUCUUAUCAUUCUUUGUGAAACUCGUAUCAUUUGAUCAACAGUACAAAAAGUUCUUACGGGAAGUGGGUGUGCUGGAUGUUCUAUUAGAUGAUCUUAAACAGCACAAGUUUCUUGUGGGCCCAGAGCAAAAUGACAAUGAUAGCCCUCAUGAGAUGGAAAGGAAGUCCAACCCAAACGGUUUCAUGAAACAUUUAGACAGUAAAGAUGUGAUUCUAUCAUCUCCUAGGUUAUUGGAUUCUGGCUCUGGAAGUUUUCCUCUUUUUGAAGCUGAAUGUAUAAUUCCAGCUGCUUGGGAUUGUGUGCUUUCUUUAUUGAGGAAAGCUGAACAUAAUCAAGCGAUCUUUCGUUCUGGUGAUGGUGUUACUACUGCUCUUCCUUUUUUGGCAUCUGAUGUCCACCGAGCUGGUGUCCUAAGGGUAUUAUCAUGCUUAAUCAUUGAGGACUCUACACAGGCUCAUCCAGAUGAAUUGGGUGCACUGGUUGAAGCUUCAAAGAGUGGGAUGGUAAUCAGCACUUCAGGAGCUCAAUACAAGCUCACAGAUGAUGCAAAAUGUGAUAUUUUUGGAGCCGUAUGGCGAGUUUUAGGAGCCAACAGCUCUGCUCAAAGAGUAUUUGGUGAAGCCUCUGGGUUUUCCCUUAUCCUAACAACACUUCAUAGUUUCCAUGGAGAUAAAGGCCACAUCAGCCAGUCCUCAUCAACAGUCUGCAUGAAAGUUUUCACAUAUAUGUUACGUGUCAUAACUUGUGGAACAUCCAACAAUGCUGUUAACAGAAUAAAACUGCAUGCGAUUAUAUCUUCACAUACUUUCUGUGAUGUUCUAUCCGAAUCUGGAUUGAUCUGUAUGGAUUAUGAAAAGCAAGUGAUGCAGUUGUUCUUUGAACUUGCUCUUGAGAUUCUCCUUCCACCCUCCUUCAAACCAGAAACUAGUGAAGCAUCUGAUGAUCUUGACAACGUCUCUAGUACUUUCCGAAUAAUCACACCAUCAGCCUCUGUUCAUCCUGAUAAGCACCGCAUAUAUAAUGCUGCUGCAGUGAAGGUUCUCAUCCGUUUAUUGUUGCUUUUUAGUCCAAAACUUCAAGUGGACUUUUUAAAACUUCUAGAAGAACUUGCUCGUGUUGGCUCUUUUAACCAGGAAAGCCUUACCUCUGCAGGUUGUGUGGAACUUCUCCUUGAGACAAUAUAUCCUUUUCUUUCUGGUUCAUCCUCUCUACUUCCCCAUGCUUUAAGAAUCAUUGAAGUACUUGGGGCGUACAGGUUGACAUCAGCAGAGCUGCGAGUGAUUAUAAGAUAUAUUUUGCAAGUGAAACAGAUGAAAUUGGGUCAGACUCUUGUUGAUAUGAUGGAGAGGUUUACAGAUUCAGAAAGCAUUCCACUUGCAGCGUUUAUAGAGAUGGAUAUGAGCAAAUCAGGGCAUGCUUGUAUUCAAGUACCAUUAGGCGAGAGGUCAUGGCCCCCUGCUGCUGGUUACUCAUUUGUUUGUUGGUUUCAGUAUCAAAACUUGUUGAAAUCAGAUGCCACAAGUACAACAACAGGUCAACAAGUCAUGCGAAUAUUCUCUGUUGGUGGUACAGAUGUUAGCAGUAACAAUACAUUCUAUGCAGAGAUUUAUCUUCAAGAUGAUGGAACAUUAACCCUAGCAACCAGCCAUUCGUCUUCAUUAUCUUUUUCAGGGUUAGAUAUAGAUGAGUACAGAUGGCAUCAUCUUGCUGUGGUACACAGCAAACCGAAUGCACUAGCUGGACUAUUUCAAGCUAGUGUUUCACAUGUGUAUCUUAAUGGAAAACUUAGACACACAGGUAGAUUAGGCUACUCUCCAACAUCUUCUGGGAAGUCUCUCCAGGUAACAAUCGGGACACCGGUUGCUUGUGCAAGGGUCAGUGACCUGUCAUGGAAAAUCCGGUCUUGCUAUCUGUUUGAAGAAGUAUUGACACCUGGUUCUAUUUUCUUUAUGUACAUUCUUGGCAGAGGGUAUAGGGGUCUUUUCCAAGACACAAAUUUGUUACAGUAUCUCCCAAACCAGGCUUGUGGUGGUGGAAGUAUGUCCAUUUUAGAUUCCCUUGAAACUGAUUUGGCAUUGGCUUCUUCUUCCAACACACAGAAGCCCGAGAGUGCUAAUAAGCAGGACACUUCUAAAACCGAUCGCAGUGGCAUUGUUUGGGAUCUUGAAAUAUUAAGAAAUUUCUCGCUACAGCUUUCUGGAAAAAAACUAAUAUUUUCAUUCGAUGGAACAUGUACAGAAGCUUUUAAAGUAUCCGGAACCUUGUCAAUGCUCAAUUUAGUCGAUCCAUUGUCAGCUGCUGCUUCUCCAAUUGGAGGUAUACCCCGAUAUGGACGCCUUCAUGGAGAUAUUUAUGUAUGCAAACAUUCUACAAUAGGCGAAACAAUGCGUCCCAUUGGUGGAAUAGCUCUUAUUUUAGCCCUUGUUCAAGUAGCUGAAACCAGAGACAUGCUGCAUAUGGCGCUAACCCUUUUUUCUUGUGCACUUCUCCAAAAUCCUCAGAAUGUCAGAGACAUGCAAUCAUAUAGAGGAUACCACUUGCUAGCACUUUUACUACAUCCAAAAAUGUCACUAUUUGACAUGCAUUCACUCGACAUCUUUUUCCAGAUAGCUGCUUGUGAGGCUUCGUUUCAUGGACCAAAAAAGUUGGAAAAAACUAAUAAUAUGUCACCUGUUGAGCCUGUCAAAGAAGCCAGCUUUGAGGACCUGUCAAAGUUUCAUGAUGAUGCUUCUUCUGGUGGUUCUCAUGGAGAUAUGGAUGAUUUUCUAGGGAAUAAAGAUGCUUUCAGUCAUAUCUCAGAACUCGAUAUAAAUGUUGACUUACCAACAGAAACAUCAAACUGUGUUGUUCUUUCAAAUCCAGAUAUGGUUGAACAUGUGUUACUAGAUUGGACUUUGUGGGUAGCAGCAACAGUUCCAAUACAAAUUUCUCUUCUGGGAUUUCUUGAAAAUCUAGUUUCAAUGCAUUGGUAUCGAAACCAUAAUCUUACAGUUUUGCGUAGGAUAAACCUCCUUCAGCAUCUGUUAGUGACGCUUCACAGGGGUGAUGUUGAAGUUCCUGUGUUAGAAAAGUUAGUCACUCUGCUAGGAGUGAUUUUGAAAGAUGGGUUUUUGGUUUCUGAACUGGAACAUGUUGUUAGAUUUGUGAUCAUGACCUUUGAUCCACCGGAGCUGACAUCAAGAAAUGAGAUUUUAAGAGAGUCAAUGGGGAAACACAUUAUUGUUAGAAACAUGCUGCUUGAGAUGCUAAUUGAUCUAGUAGUGACCAUUACAUCAGAAGAGCUUCUUGAACAGUGGCAUAAGAUUGUCUCCUCCAAGUUGAUAACUUACUUUUUUGAUGAAGCAGUUCAUCCUACAACCAUGAGGUGGGUGAUGACUCUUCUUGGUGUGUGUCUCACUUCUUCUCCUACUUUUUCUGUCAAGUUUCGGACAGGUGGCGGGUACCAAGGUCUGGUGAGGGUGCUUCCUAGCUUCUAUGAUUCCCCUGACAUAUAUUACAUACUGUUUUGUCUCAUAUUUGGGAAACCCGUUUAUCCAAGAUUACCUGAAGUCCGUUUGUUGGACUUUCAUGCCCUUAUGCCAAGUGAUGGAAGUCAUACAGAGUUGAAAUUUCUAGAACUUUUAGAUUCUGUGAUUGCUAUGGCGAAAUCCACAUUUGAUAGGCUGUCCAUUCGAACAAUGAUUGCCUAUGAAACUGGUGCUGCUGGGCUUGUUGCAGAGCUUGUGGAUGCAUGUACAGAGAUGACAGGAGAGCUUCAGGGUGAAGCCUUGAUGCACAAAACUUAUGCUGCCAGGCUUAUGGGUGGAGAUGCUUCUGCUCCUGCUGCUGCGACUUCUGUCCUUAGGUUCAUGGUUGACCUAGCCAAAAUUUGUCCACCUUUCUCUGCUGUGUGCAGGAGAGCUGAAUUUCUUGAGAAGUGUGUGGAUCUUUAUUUCUCUUGUGUCAGGUCAGCUCAUGCUGUGAAGAUGGCAAAAAAGCUGACAGUGAAGUCAGAAGACAAAAAUCUAAAUGAGUGUGAUGAAAGUCCUAGUUCUCACAAUAGCUUGCCACUUGAUCAGGAACACUAUUCUAAAACCUCCAUAAGUCUUGGAAGCUUCCCUCCAGGCACAAGUUCUGAAGAUGCUCCUGUUGCUGCCACAACCAAUUCCGAUGGAUAUCAACCGAAUAACAUAACCUCGCCCCCACUGGAAUCACGCAAGCCGGUUGAAGUGGUUCAUCAAAUGUCCACUGCAGAAUCUGACACUAAAGAUUUCAGUUUCCAAGAUCAGAAAACCACUCCGGAAUCAGACAAGCCGGUUGAAGAAGCUGAUCAGGUGCCCAUUGCAGAAUCCGACACUCAAGAUUUCAGUUUCCAUGAUCGGAAAACCACUCAGGAAUCAGACAAGCCGGUUGAAGUAGCUGACCGAGUGUCCAUUGCAGAAUCUGACACUAAAAUUUUCAGCUUAGAUGAUCAGAAAACCACCCCGGAAUCAGACAAUCCAGUUGAAGUAGUUGACCAAGUGUCCACUGCAGAAUCUGACACAAAAGAUUUCAGUUUCCCUGAACCCAAAACCACUCUGGAAUCACAGAAUCCAGUUGGAGAAGUUAAUCAGGCGUCCACUGCAGAACCCGACACUAAAGAUUUCAAUGGUCGCAAAACUACUCGCCAAGGAAGUUCCCUGAGUUGUGUAUCGCUAAACAUAUUUGAUUCUCCAUAUUUAUCAGAAAAAACCACCGGGGUCCACAAAGCACAAUCAUCAUCGCAACUUUUUGCUAUGAGUUCAUGGCAAAGUCCCAAUUUCAACGAAUCAAAACCCAAGUUAGCUCCAUCUCCUUCCAUGGCAUCUUCUGUAUCCAUGACUCUAUCUCUAAACGAAUACGACACAUCUUCAGACUCCAAACGAACAACCCAACUACAAAAUCCCACAGACACAUACUUCCCAAUCAACCCGCUUCUGUUACUUGAUGCAGAUGAUUCUGGUUAUGGAGGUGGGCCCUGUUCAGCAGGAGCAACUGCCAUUCUGGAUUUCAUGGCAGAAGUUCUUUCCGAUGUUGUAACCGACCAAUUAAAAGCAACACAAGCAAUCGAAACCAUUUUGGAAAACGGUCCUUUGUACAUUGAUGCUGAAUCUUUAUUAGUUUUUCAAGGUCUGUGUCUCAGCAGACUGAUGAACUUUCUAGAAAGACGAAUCUUGCGUGACGAUGAAGAAGACGAUAAGAAACUUGACAAGGUGCGAUGGUCAUCGAAUUUAGACGCAUUGUGUGUUAUGAUUGUUGACCGUGUUUACAUGGGCGCGUUUCCGGAACCUUCCGGAGUACUCAAAACCCUUGAGUUUUUGUUGUCAAUGCUGCAGUUAGCAAAUAAAGACGGUAGAAUCGAACAAGCGGGCCCACCCGGGAAAGGAAUCUUAUCAAUAGGGAGAUCAAAACAACUGGAUGCUUAUAUACUUUCGAUGUUUAAAAACAUGAAUCGAACAAUUAUGUACUGUUUUCAUCCACAGUUCUUGAUAUCAGUUGGAGAAGAUGAACUUUUAUCACGCCUGGGUUUGCAAAUCGAACAGAAACAAAGAUUGGUUUUCCAUGGAUCUGAAGAUGGAGUGAUUGAUAUCAGCACAGUGUUGCAAGUACUCGUGGCUCAUAAACGAUUAAUCUUCUGCCCUAGUAACCCCGACAAUGAUCUAAAUUGCUGUCUGUGUAUAAACUUAACAUCUCUUUUACAUGAUCAUAGACAAAACGCACAAAACUCAGCAGUUGAGAUUCUCAAAUAUCUUCUGCUCUAUCGGAAAACCGCUUUGGAAGACCUUCUAGCCUCGAAACCGAAUCAAGGCCCGGUUUUGGAUGCUUUUCAUGGUGGUUUUGACAGACUUGUGACAGGGACAACAUCGUCUUUUUUCGAUUGGUUCAACACAUCUGAGCUUCUCGUUAGCAAGACGUUAGAACAAGGUGCUGCAAUCAUGUGGGUCAAUUAUAUCUCGGGGUCUGUAAAGUUCCCGGGAGUUAGAAUAAAAAACAUGGAUGCUCGUCGGAAAAAAGAGAUUGCUAAAAAGUCAAAGGAGUCGAGAAAGUUUGACCAAAGACAUUGGGAACAAAUAAACGAAAGAAGAAUCGCAUUGGAAUCGGUUUGUGAUCAAAUGUGUACAGAAUUGAGAGUUGUGAGACAAGAUAAAUACGGAUGGGUGCUCCAUGCUGAAAGUGAAUGGCAGACACAUUUACAACAACUUGUACAUGAACGUGGUAUUUUCCCAGUUCUCAAAUCGGUUUCAAUCGAAGAGCCCAACUGGCAGCUUUGUCCAAUAGAAGGCCCGUAUCGAAUGCGGAAAAAAAUCGAACGCUGUAAAUUAAAAUUCGACAUGAUUGAAAUGAUUUUAAACGGGGAGUUUGAAGGUGGAAGAGAGUUUUUGUUGACUAGGGAGAAAGACGAAAUUGACCUCGGUGGGUCUGAUUUUUUACCUCAUGAAUUGUUCGAUGAGGAGUUGUAUGAUGAUUCGGUUUUUAAAGAAUCUGACAAUGUGAAAGACGCGGGGUCCACUAGAAUCGGGUGGAAUGAUGGAAGAGAUAGAGAUGACAGUGUUUAUGAAGCAAGCGUACAUUCAGCUGCAGAAUUCAGUAUCAAAUCAAGUACAGUUGCUCCGCCUUCAUUGAGAAGGGAUGCUUCGAUAGUUUCUGAAAACGUUCGAAUAACAUCAACAGUAGAGGAAAAGGUUGAGAAAGAAGUAAGUGACAAUGGGGAGUAUUUGAUUAGACCUUAUCUUGAACAUAACGAGAAAAUAAAAUCAAAAUAUAAUUGCGAAAGAGUCGUGAGUCUUGAUAAACAUGAUGGGGUGUUUCUAAUAGGAGAACGUUCCCUUUACAUUAUCGAGAACUUCUACAUCGAUGAUUCCGGAUGCAUAUGUGAAAAAGAAAGUGAAGAUGAUAUCUCGGUUAUCGAUCGAGCUUUGGGGGUUAAAAAAGACGCGUCUUUAAGCAUGACAAAUUCGAUGAUGUCAUGGGACACAAAUGGGAAAGUGUCCACUGGGGGAAGGGCGUGGGCCCACAAUAGUGGGGCAUGGGGGAGGGACAAGGCCAUUAAUAGUAGCAAUGUACCUCAUUUAUGGCGGAUGUGGAAGGUUAAUACUGUCCAUGAGAUUUCAAAACGUGAUUACCAGUUACGUCCUGUUGCUGUUGAAAUAUUCAGUAUGGAUGGAUGUAAUGAUCUUCUUGUUUUCCAUAAAAAAGAGAGGGAGGAAGUUUUUAAAAAUCUGAAUGCAAUCAAUCUUCCGAAAAACACCAUGUUGGACCCAACGAUUUCGGGAGCAGUGAAACAGGAAAGCACGUUUAAGAUUAUGGAGAAAUCAUUCUCCAAGAUGUGGCAAAAUGGGGAAAUUAGUAAUUUCCAGUACUUGAUGCAUGUGAAUACACUUGCGGGCCGGGGGUAUAGUGAUCUUACUCAAUAUCCGGUUUUCCCUUGGAUUUUGUCGGAUUAUGAGAAUGAGAAUUUGGACUUCACCAAUCCGGAAACAUUCCGGAAGCUUGACAAGCCUAUGGGAUGCCAAACAAUGGAGGGGGAAUUGGAAUUCAAGAAAAGGUUUGACAGCUGGGAUGAUCCAGAGAUUCCCAAGUUUCAUUACGGUUCUCACUAUUCUAGUGCCGGAAUCGUGCUGUUCUAUCUGAUAAGGCUGCCACCAUUUAGUUCAGAAAAUCAAAAGCUUCAGGGGGGGCAGUUUGACCAUGCUGACCGACUUUUCCAUAACAUACAUGAUACUUGGUCGAGUGCUGCUGGAAAAUCCAACACCUCAGAUGUUAAGGAAUUGAUCCCCGAAUUCUUUUAUCUGCCAGAAUUCUUGGAAAACCGUUUUCAUCUUGACCUUGGGGAGAAACAAUCUGGAGAAAAGAUUGGAGACGUGGGAUUGCCUCCUUGGGCCAAAGGUAGUGCUAGAGAGUUCAUCAAGAAGCAUAGAGAGGCUCUGGAAUCUGAUUAUGUUUCAGAGAAUUUACAUCACUGGAUCGAUCUUAUAUUUGGUUACAAACAACGAGGGAAGGCGGCUGAGGAAGCAGUUAAUGUUUUUUACCAUUACACAUACGAGGGAAGCGUAGACAUAGACGCAGUAGCCGAUCCCUCGAUGAAAGCCGCAAUUCUGGCUCAGAUUAACCACUUCGGUCAAACACCGAAGCAGAUUUUCCACAGGCCUCACGUGAAAAGAAAAACCGAUCGAAAACACCCCCUUAAUCCCCUCAAAUUCUCCCCACGUCUCAACCCACACGAGAUCCGUAAGAUGACGUCACCAAUCGCCCAAAUCGUCACCCUAAACGAUAAGAUUCUAACAGUGGGCCCAAACAACUUUAUCAAGCCCAGAACCUACACCAAAUACGUCGCCUGGGGUUUCCCGGAUCGGAGCUUAAGAUUCAUGAGCUACGAUCAAGACCGACUGCUAUCCACCCAUGAAAACCUUCACGGCGGCCAUCAGAUCCAGUGCGCGAGUGCCAGCCACGACGGUCAACUGUUAGUCACCGGCGCCGACGACGGGAUGGUGUGCGUGUGGCGGAUUGGAAGCUACGGUGGUCCCCGCUCUCCACGAAGUUUAAAUCUACAGCAGUCGCUUUGCGCCCACACCGCUAAGAUCACACGGAUCUACGUCUCCCAACCCUACAUGAUGAUUGUCAGCGGUUCCGACGACUGCACCGUCAUCAUGUGGGAUUUGAGUUCGUUGGUUUUUCUCCGGCAGCUUCCGGAAUUUCCCUUCCCGAUCUCUGCUCUGUACAUGAACGAUCUGACCGGAGAAAUCGUGACUGCCGCCGGUGUUUUGCUGGCGGUUUGGAGUGUGAACGGAGACUGUCUAGCGGUGGUGAACACGUCUCAGCUUCCGUCUGAUUUGAUUCUGUCGGUGGCGACUUGUACAUUUUCCGAUUGGGUAGAAACGAACUGGUACAUAUCGGGUCAUCAAAGUGGGGCGAUUAAGGUAUGGCAAAUGGUUCAUAACUGUUCAGAGACUGCCCGAACUGCCCACAAGCAUCCUUCUGCUCAAGUGCAUUGUGGGUUAGGGCUUAGAGGGGGUAAAGUGCCUGAAUAUACGUUGGUGCUGCACAAGGUGCUUAAGGGGCAUAACCACCCGGUUACUGCACUUCACCUUUCAAGUGACUUGAAGUUGUUGUUGAGUGGUGAUUCAGAAGGGCAUUUGUUUUCUUGGACUUUGCCCGAUGAGACCUUAAGAAAUUCUAUUAAAUGGGGGUGAUGUGAUAUGAUGUGGAUUGAAUCGGAUAUUAUUAACUAUUUAACAAACGAGAUGUGACUUGAGUUGUGUUUUUGGUGGAGAGCCUGAAAUGGGUAUGGUGUCCAUCCUCGAUAAGACAGCAUGAAAAGGGUUGGCGGGAAUGGACAAGAAAGGGUCGGGGUGGGAGAGAUCUG